Messenger RNA from Psylliodes chrysocephalus, 1727 nucleotides. The record is from the annotation of a GenBank genome assembly. NCBI's taxonomy places the organism in Eukaryota, Metazoa, Arthropoda, Insecta, Coleoptera, Chrysomelidae.
AAUGUGGACAAACAUUUUUUAUUACGUUUCAUUUUUAAAGUAUUUAUUUCUAAAUAUUAAUAUGAUUUUUAUAGUUUUCUUUUUGUGUAUUACUACAGUGUUAUGUGCAGGCGGUCCAAGUAUUACCCUCAAAGAUGGAAAAAUUAAAGGAGUAAUGGUUCGAUCAGAAAGAGAAAAAAUUAAUUACUAUUCUUACAUAGGUAUACCAUAUGCAAAACCACCUAUUGGUAAUCUAAGGAUGCAGGCACCAGAACCAGUGGAACCAUGGCAAGGUACCUUCAUGGCUACGAAUAACAAUAAAGUAUGUUAUCAGAUAAGUUCUAAAGUGCAUAUUCCUCAAGAUGAAGACUGCUUAACAAUUAAUGUGUAUACUCCAGUAAAACCCGAGGAAACAAACAAUUUACCAGUUAUAGUUACAAUUUAUGGUGGAAGUUUCACUCAUGGAUAUGCUUCUAUCGGUCCAAAAGUCGGAAGUAACUAUGUCGAAGCAGGAAUUAUUUUAGUAACCUUCAACUACAGAGUUGGUCCUUUUGGUUUCUUAUCUACAGGAGAUGAGUUGAUUCGCGGAAAUAUGGGUCUUAAGGAUCAAUUGUUAGCUCUAAAAUGGGUUCAGAAAAAUAUCCAUCUCUUUGGCGGCGAUCCAAAGAAAGUUACAAUUAAAGGUCAAAGUGCUGGAUCGGCGUCUGUUACGUAUCAUAUUUUAAGUCCAGCUUCUAAAGGACUUUUUAGAGCUGCAAUUGGAAACAGCGGUUCCGCAUUAAAUAGCUUCGCUAACACAAACCGCAAUGCUUUGCAUAUCGCUAGGGGCGUUGCUAAAAGCAUAAAUGGAUCUUUGGGUUUUAACAGCUCACCGCAACAAAUUUACGAUCUACUGAUGAAUGUCGACGCCGAAACCAUUCAUGCUACACAAGAAUAUUAUAACGGUUUCGCUCCAGUACUUGAAGCUGAACACCCAGGAGCAUUUAUUACAGAACCAAUGUAUGAAUUGGUUAAAAGCGGACGUAUUAACAAUGUUCCAUUAUUGAUUGGAUUUAAUUCUGAAGAAUAUAUUCUUCUUGCUGGAAGUCCCGAAAAAUUGGAAUCUCUUGGUAGGAAAUAUGAUAAUGAUGUUAGUACAUUGUACCAGGCGGUAUGAAUGCUGAUAAGACUUUACUGUCAAAAAUUGGUGGCGUUAUUAAAAAUAUUUAUACACAUGGCAAUGAUUUUAAAGACAAUCUUGGAGCAGCCAUUCGCGUUAGAAGUGAUAACGAAUUUAUCAGAGGUGUAAUCAUGUAUGCACAACUUCAAGCGAAAUAUUCAGACGUUUACUUAUAUCAAUUUUCAUAUCAUGGAAUACUUGGUAGGAACAAUUUGACUUAUGAAGGAUGUGGUAGAGUAGAACAUGGAGAAGAUGGAAGAUAUCUAUAUUCAGGAGAUCUCAAUGCGAUAUCUGAAUCAGAUGCUAAAACAGUACAGCGGUACACUGGUUUCUUCGUUAAUUUUAUUAAACAUUUAAAUCCUACUCCUGAAAAAGAUGAAAUAUUUCAGAACAUAACUUGGCCCAAGCUUAAUCCUGACAAAUUAAAUUAUUUGGAUAUUGAUGAAAACCUAUCAAUUAAAACAAAUCCUAGAAAUGGAACUUACAAAAAAUGGGUAGCGAUUUACGAUAAAUAUGCUCAAGAGCCUCUGUUAUCAUACUGAUAAUAUAUUAUAAAAUAAUUUCAAGUGGUACUUUUGUAAUUUUCUAG